AUGCCCCGCCCAACCCUCACCUCCACCACCACCACCCUCUCCCUCCUCACCCGCACAAUCCGACAAUCCUCUACCUCUACCUCCGCCGCGACCAAAUCGCUCACUCCCCGACAACCCAUCUACUUUGGUCCCAACGUCUACUGGGGAAAAGCGUGGAAGAAUGUGUAUGGGACUGGGUUGCUUUACGUCCCCGUCGUUGCCGCAGUCAUGUUUUGGCCCGUUCCAAUUGCGCCAAUGAUGAAUUUUUCAAAAGGGGUUAAGAAGGAGGGUGUGGUUGCUUGAGUUAGGAAUGGACUGAUGUGCUAUGGGAUGUGCGAUGUGCGAUGGAAUUUGCUAGCUGAGGUUUGAUUCAGAUGAAUAAGACAUGCUGGGAAUUUUGACACAAGCAC
Botrytis sinoallii is the source of this 389-nucleotide messenger RNA. RefSeq lists its product as uncharacterized. Bases 1 to 282 code for a protein of 93 amino acids. NCBI's taxonomy places the organism in Eukaryota, Fungi, Ascomycota, Leotiomycetes, Helotiales, Sclerotiniaceae. The record is from RefSeq and is a predicted model, not a curated record. The transcript is spliced from 2 exons.